AUGUCGAGCUUCAUAUGCCACGGGUUGUCCAUUGCGCUUCAAGAGCCAGUUGAAGCGGCCGAAGUGGAGGACGAGAUAGACGGGGAGAGAGAGGCUUCCAAUGCUUGGGAACAACUUCGCACAGAACACCUUUCCUGUGUCGAUCCACAGGAGCUCCGCUUACAAACGUUAGAGCAGGUCGUAGAGAACGCUUCGAGAGUCGUCACUGAUGCUACGGAUCACGAAUACCGAAGGUUGAUGAAAGCAUUCGAGGUUUGGCUCAAGAACAAAGGAUACAUCGAGUAUGAUCGUGAUGUCUUCGGGGACGUCAUACUUGACAACAUGCCGGAGUGUAUCGCUGCCUGGAUCAUGGAAGAGUGA
This is a messenger RNA of Laetiporus sulphureus 93-53, 360 nucleotides long. RefSeq lists its product as uncharacterized. The record is from RefSeq and is a predicted model, not a curated record. Bases 1 to 360 code for a protein of 119 amino acids. The transcript is spliced from 2 exons. NCBI's taxonomy places the organism in Eukaryota, Fungi, Basidiomycota, Agaricomycetes, Polyporales, Laetiporaceae.